Molecule: messenger RNA, 1578 nt
Organism: Sorghum bicolor (sorghum)
Lineage: Eukaryota; Viridiplantae; Streptophyta; Magnoliopsida; Poales; Poaceae
Product: protein FAR1-RELATED SEQUENCE 5
Exons: 6
Coding region: 1-1578 (525 amino acids)
Biological process (GO): regulation of DNA-templated transcription
Source: RefSeq, a predicted model, not a curated record
AUGUCUUGUAGCCACGCAAGCCAUACGACGGACUACGCCUUCAAAGAUAAUUCAGAGGAGAUUUGUUCCCAAUCAAAUACACUAGUAGACAGCAUAGAAACGAACUCUGCCCUAAUCAAUGGUGUCGUUGAUGCCAUUGAUGCAACACAGGAGAACAACACUGCUGUCAUCAAGUCCGCGUGUACAUUGCACAGGACUAUAUCAAUUUUGGAGUUGCCAGAAUCUACGACACAACAAUCAGAUGAGGUAGUAGAUAAAACUAGACAACCUUUGAUUCGCCCUCAAGUUGGAAUGACUUUUGAUUCAGAGGAUAAAGCUUAUGAGAUGUACAACACCUAUGCUGACAGGCAGCUCAUUGGUCAGAUAAGAGAAGCUGGAAUGAAGCCAGCCCAGGUGUAUGAGUUCAUGAAAGAGUUUUAUGGAGGAUCUGACAAAGUUCCAUUCGCACAGAUGGAUAGCAACAAUGAGAUCGGUCGUGAGCGGAAGAAGUACUUAGAGUCCAAUGAUGCACAGUCAUUGUUGGAUUACUUGAAAAAUAAGCAGAAAGAUGAUCCUGCAUUUUUUUAUGCUGCUCAAAUAGAUGAGGAAGAUGGCCGGAUAGCUAAUUUCUUUUGGGCAGAUGGGCCCAUAAUUCAGAAUUAUCCUGACACAUUUUUACCUGAAUUUAAGAGAUGUGUGUAUGAAGAUAGAUCAGAAGAUCUAUUCAUCCAGAAGUGGCAGGAAUUGUUGAGUAAGUAUAACCUUGAGAACAACCAAUGGAUGGCAAACUUAUAUGCUUUGAGGAAAAAGUGGGCCGCUGUAUAUCGUGACUCUUUUACUGCCGAUAUGAAUUCAACUCAAAGAAGUGAAGGUAUGAAUAACGUCUUCAAGAAAAGAUUUCGUAGAAAACUUGGACUUACUGAACUUCUUAUAGAGUGCGAGAAGGUUUCUGCUAGCCUUCGUGAAAAUGAGUUAGAAGCGGAUUUUAAUUCACGUCGAAAGAACCCAGUUACUUGCAUCCCAAAUUUACCUCUAUUGAAAACCGCAGCUGAAUCCUAUACAAAGAGGAUGUAUUUGGAGUUUGAGGAAGAAUUUAAAGAAUAUUUUUCAUUCUCUUGUAUACUGUGCAAGCAUGCCUUCAAAGUUUUUAGUGUGAACGAUGUUUUCAAAUUGCCGCCGCAAUAUAUAUUGGGAAGAUGGACCAAAUAUGCAAAAAGAGGAUUUUAUAUCGAGAAACAAGAAACCGGCGAAGAAAGUUUGAAAACGCGUGCUGCGCGUAUCUCACGAAAGGCUACAUCCCUUACAUUGAAAUGUUCAUUGUCAAAAGAACUUCUUGAUGAUUUGGAGAAAGGUAUAGAUAAAUUGGACUUGGAAGCAGAUAUUGCUAUAAGCAAGUUGCAAGAAAAAUCCGAUGAUGUUCCUCUAGUUUCAACUGAAUGUGCUACAGACACAUUGAACGGUACAAUAUCAUUUAGAGUUCCCCAUAUCAUAAAGGGCCCAAAGAAUAAGCGACUCCAAAGUGCAGUUGAAAAAAAUACAUUAAAGAAGAAAAAGAAAAGUUCCAAGACAAAAGGUAUUGAUCCUACCUUUCCUAGCUGA